Messenger RNA from Eleginops maclovinus (Patagonian blennie), 2207 nucleotides. RefSeq names its product deoxyribonuclease-2-alpha-like. Bases 294 to 1358 code for a protein of 354 amino acids. The transcript is spliced from 6 exons. Gene Ontology annotation, molecular function: deoxyribonuclease II activity. The record is from RefSeq and is a predicted model, not a curated record. Gene Ontology annotation, biological process: apoptotic DNA fragmentation. Lineage: Eukaryota; Metazoa; Chordata; Actinopteri; Perciformes; Eleginopidae.
GUAUCAGAAGUAUCAGAAAAUCUGAAUAAGAAAAAUGUAUGUUACAACUAUGUUACAAUGUAAGAAAUGUAUUGGUUCAUGAGCCAUAUAGGAUCAUCAAGAAAUUGAAACAGCUGAAAUUGUUGGAAGAACCUUGAAAUGACUUCUAAUACUGUAGUUUGAAACCCAUAAUGGUGGUGCUGUAGUUGUUACUUGCAUAUUAAUAGCAAAUGUUAUACAUUUAAGGGACAGCAUUUAGUAAUCAUCUGGAACAUUAAACUGUGAAAACAAGAGGGCCUCAUAAAUAUGUCGGAAUGUUUCAGAGAACAAUGAUGGCAUUGCUUUUGACUGCUGGGAGUGUUUUUCAACUGUCAGAAUCAAGUGUGACAUGCAAGAAUGAAGAAGGAAACGAGGUGGACUGGUAUAUUUUGUACAAGUUGCCCCUGGGGUAUGGUGCCGGUGUGUCAUAUCUGUACAUGGAUAAUAGCACCAAUGGAUGGAUUAAGAGCAAAACGAACAUUGGAGGAUCACCUGGCACUCUGGCAAACACACUGAAACCUCUUUUUGACUUCUAUGACACAAAGACUGAAGGUUUUGGAUACAUUUUAUAUAAUGAUCAACCUCCAAGGGGAGAAAAUGCUUCAACAUCAUAUGGCCACAGUAAAGGUGUUGUGAUGUUGGACAAUAAAACAGGAGUCUGGCUCUCACACUCUACACCAAAAUUUCCAAAAUAUCGCAGUAAAAAAUUCUGGCCAGCCAAUGGAAAGACUAAUGGUCAGACAUUUUUGUGUGUGACUUACUCCUCUGAUCAAUUUGAGGAAAUAGGAUUGCAGCUCAAGUACAUUCAUCCCUAUUCAUUUGACUAUGCCAUCUCGGAAUUCUUUCCCGAUGCGCUGCGAGAUGUUGCCUAUCAGAUUGGUUUCCCAAGAAAAAGUCCCUGGUUUCGUCAGACAAAUCUGAACUCAACUGGAGGAAAUAUUUUCUCCAGCUUUGCAAAAUACACACAUUUUAAUGAUGAUCUUUAUUCUGGCCUUAUUGUGGAGAAUAUGACGGAGAGUCUGUAUGUUAGGAGCUGGGGAAAAAGUGGUCGCUCAUCUCUGCUGCCGUCUGAAUGCAACCCAGGCACCCCGCAUCAUGUGUACAAUGUAAAGCAAGUUAAGCUCCUGAAAAGAAUCUGGAAUGAUACUAAUGAUCACUCCAAGUGGUGUGUGGCUCCUAAUAGUGGAUGGACCUGCAUUGCUGAUUUGAACAGGCAUGAGAGUCAGAAGAACAGAGGUGGAGGAGCAGUAUGCAUUAGAAACACUGCAGUUGCAAAUGCUUUCAAUACUAUAAUUAACAAGGCUGAACCAUGUCCACCUUCUGCUAAAAGAGAACUUUAAAUGCUCUCUCCUUUAUGGAAAUAUAUCUUCAAAACCAAGAACUUAGAAACAAGAAUGUUACCAACAUUGGUGGAAGAAGUACUCAGAUUUGUACUUGUACUACUCUUUUGUAAUUAGCAACACUAAAUUGGUAAAUUACUCUGGUACAAAUAAAGGUAUUGCAUUUGAAAUGUUACUUAAGUAAAGUAGAGAUAUAUUUGCCAUUAAAAUAUACUUUUCAAUAACAGAAGUAAAUAGUAGUCGAUAUGGCGUCUUUCAGAAUAAAAUAUGUUACAUGACUGGAUUGGGAUUAUUGAUUAAUGUUCAUCACGAUUGGUACAUGUGGAGCUAAUUUGAAUCACUGUGUGUACUGCUACUGGAUACCUCAACCUAACAUUAAAUAAUGUUAAUUUUUAAUUUAUAGUUGAUUUAUAUUUUUGUUUUAGCUAAUAUUCUGAAUCUAUAAAGUAACUCACUAAAGGGGUUAGAGUAUAAAGUACAAUAUUGGCUACAAAAAUGUAGUAAAGUAAAAGUAUUCAGUAGCAAUAACAUUAAAAGACUUAGGUAAGGUACAAGAACCUCAAAUGUGUACUUAAGUGCAUUACUUGAGUAAAUGUAUUACUAUCCACCACUGGUUAUCACUUAUAGCACUGCAAGUUUUACAUUUUAGAAGUUUUACACAGCCACGUUUUGAUGAAUGACUAUUUGUUUCUUUUUUCUUUUUUCUUUUGUAUUUGAAUUAAUGAAAAACUACAAUGAUUUUACCUUUUCAAAAUCAUAUCUUAAGAACUCAUUUCGAUGCAAAUACGAUACAAUUACUCUUGAAGAAAUGAAUGAAUAAAUCACUAUUAAAUAUCAAACUCUACAGAA